CACAGAACUGCAUAACAGCCAUUACAAAACGUGGUCCAACAAUGAACUGUAUAUUCACAGCAAAAAUGAGUGUGAAAAUAUGUGAUAAUUGCCUAGACAAAGAAGAGAAUGGUUAUCCAGAGUCCAUUCCUUCAUGUGGCAGCUAUUAUCCUACUUUACUGGAUUGUGUCAAUUUCUAUGGUGUUUGUCAACAAACACAUCCUCAGUGGAGCUUAUGUGGAUACAGACUUAUCAAUCUUCAUUGCCUGGUACCAGAGUUUAGCUGCGGUGACCAUUAUACAGGUCAUAGGAUGCAUGAGGAAAUUUUGUAGAAAUUGUUUUAAAGUGCCAGAAGUUGAUUUCCAAACUCUCUUACACUGUGACAUACUGAAACUAUCCCUGUCUUUCAUCAUGAGUAUAGCCCUCAACAACUUAAUGUUGAAGCAUAUUGGAGUGGCUUUCUAUCAAGUUGCACGGUCUUUUACAUUAAUUUUUACCAUCAUCUUGUCUUCCAGGAUGUUAAAGCAACCCCUCACUUGGAAGGCCUUAUUAGCUUGCCUGUGUAUUAUCACUGGGUUUGUGAUUGGGAUUGAUCAAGAAAAUGAUACAGGGACACUAAGUGUUUGGGGCAUCAUUUAUGGAUUGCUGGCCAGUUUUAGUGCCGCUAUAUGUGGAGUGUACUUUAAAAGAGCUGAGAGUUUACAUAAUGGUGACAGUUUGAAGCAGGCCUAUUACAACAACAUUAACUGUCUCCUUCUCCUGUCUCCUCUUGUCUACAGCACGGGGCAGGCCCGGCAGGUCCUCCAGUCACAGACGUCCUCGGCCCUGGAUUUCUGGAUUCUCUUGACUUUGUCUGGAGUUCUCUCCCUUGCUAUUGGAUGGGUCAGUGCUCUACAGAUAAAGGUUACCUCCCCUGUUACCCAUCAUAUCAGCAUUAAUGCCAAGUCUGUAACUCAGACAAUCAUUGCUAUUUUAUAUUACAAGGAACAGAAAACAGUGCUGUGGUGGUGUGGAAAUAUGCUCGUCAUUUGUGGAGUUUUGUUAUAUGCAUUGAUCAAAACAACCAAACAAGUCGCACAAAAAUCAAAUUCCUCCUCUUCGAGUUUAUUGAUUUCAGCAUAAUUUUAUUUAUUUGUUGGAUUAAUGAUGUAUAAUUUAUAAAUUAUCCACCAGAGUU
Saccostrea cuccullata (small rock oyster) is the source of this 1156-nucleotide messenger RNA. RefSeq names its product GDP-fucose transporter 1-like. Gene Ontology annotation, cellular component: Golgi apparatus. Bases 109 to 1101 code for a protein of 330 amino acids. Gene Ontology annotation, molecular function: GDP-fucose transmembrane transporter activity; antiporter activity. The transcript is spliced from 2 exons. The record is from RefSeq and is a predicted model, not a curated record. Lineage: Eukaryota; Metazoa; Mollusca; Bivalvia; Ostreida; Ostreidae. Gene Ontology annotation, biological process: protein O-linked glycosylation via fucose; GDP-fucose import into Golgi lumen.